AUGUCCUUAGUCGGGAACUUUACCUCCAACUAUGAUCGGGAGGCUGUAUCCGGCGGCGUUCCACCACCAGAGAUGGGUGGCAGACGACCUUCAAACUACAACGACAACGAGCAAGCUGCCGAGUCAGAUGCUUCAACCAUAGCAGCUGCCGAGAACUCACCACCAAGGAGCAACAACCAAUAUGCCGACCAAAAGGAUGGAUCUUACAACACACAUGACGCGGACGAAAUCGCCGAGGCUAAUAGGAGAGAAGAGGCCGUUCACGCACUUGCCCGACGACUUACCUCGCAAAGUCAAAUGUCUUCAGCCAACCAGAACCCUUUCAACGCAGCACCAAAUUCUUCGCUAGACCCUAAUGGCGAGCAUUUUAAUGCACGAGCAUGGACGAAGGCCAUGCUUAACCUCCAGUUGAACGACGAAAAUGCACCACCUACACGAACUGCUGGUGUUUCUUUCCGCGACCUCAACGUUCACGGUUUCGGAGCCGACACUGAUUACCAAAAGAGUGUUGGUAACGUGUGGCUGGAUGGACCUGGACUCGUCAGGAAAGUCAUGGGUAACAAGGGUCGCAAGAUUAACAUUCUACAACACUGCGAUGGUCUGGUCGAGGCUGGCGAGAUGUUGGUUGUUCUUGGACCUCCUGGAUCUGGUUGCUCUACUUUCCUCAAGACUAUCACUGGAGAGACACACGGCUUCUUCGUUGACGAACACUCGCACAUUAACUACCAAGGUGUCAGCCCAGAGCUCAUGAACAAGAACUACCGUGGUGAAGCCAUCUACACUGCCGAAGUCGAUGUUCAUUUCCCCAUGAUGACCGUUGGAGAGACUCUUUACUUUGCUGCUCAAGCACGUCGCCCGAGGAACAUCCCUGGUGGCGUCAGUGUGCAGCAAUUUGCUGAGCACCAGCGCGAUGUCAUCAUGGCCCUGUACGGAAUUUCUCACACUAUCAACACCCGUGUUGGUAACGACUUCCUCCGUGGUGUAUCUGGAGGAGAGCGAAAGCGUGUCACUAUCGCUGAAGCUUCCCUCAGCAGAGCGCCACUGCAAGCUUGGGAUAACUCCACCAGAGGUCUCGACUCCGCAAACGCCAUCGAGUUCUGCAAAACCCUCCGCAUGGAAACCGAGAUCAACGGCACCACUGCCUGUGUUGCCAUCUACCAGGCGCCUCAGGCUGCCUACGACCUCUUCGACAAGGCACUUGUGCUCUACGAGGGCCGCCAGAUCUUCUUCGGAAAGACCACUGAGGCGAGGGCCUUCUUCGUCAACAUGGGUUUCCACUGCCCCGACCGUCAAACCGAUGCCGAUUUCUUGACUUCCAUGACCAGUCCUUUGGAGCGCAUCGUUCGCGAGGGCUUCGAGGACCGUGUUCCUCGCACCCCUGACGAGUUCGCGCAGCGCUGGUUGGAGUCUCCUGAGCGAGCAGCUCUUCUACGCGACAUUGAAGCCUACGAGCAAAAGUACCCCAUUGGUGGCGAGGCUGCCGAGCGCUUCAAGGAGUCGCGCCAGCUUCAGAAGGCCAAGGGUCAGCGUGAGAAGUCGCCUUACACUCUCUCAUACGUCCAGCAAGUCAAGCUUUGCUUGUGGAGAGGUUUCGUUCGCUUGAAGGCAGAUCCCAGUAUCACCGUCACCCAACUCGUCGCCAACUCCAUCAUGGCCCUCAUCAUCUCGUCCGUCUUCUACAACCUCCCAUCGACCACUUCCAGUUUCUACUCUCGCUCCGCUCUUCUCUUCUUUGCUAUCCUGAUGAACGCCUUCGGUUCCGCCCUCGAGAUUCUGACCCUUUACGCUCAACGUCCCAUUGUCGAAAAGCACUCGCGCUACGCCUUGUACCACCCGUCCGCCGAGGCCUUUGCCAGUAUGUUGACCGAUAUGCCGUACAAGAUUGUCAACGCCAUCACCUUCAACUUGGUCCUGUAUUUCAUGACGAACCUUCGACGAGAACCCGGAAACUUCUUCUUCUUCAUCCUGAUUUCCUUCACAUUGACGCUCGUCAUGUCCAUGUUCUUCCGUUCCAUUGCCGCUUGCUCUCGCUCCCUUGUCCAGGCUUUGGCACCCGCCGCCAUCCUCAUCUUGGGUCUUGUCAUGUACACUGGUUUUGCCAUUCCUCCUAGCUACAUGUUGGGUUGGUCCAAGUGGAUCCGUUACAUCAACCCUGUCAGCUACGGUUUUGAGGCCCUCAUGGUGAACGAAUUCCACAACAGAAAUUUUGAGUGCAACGACUUCCUCCCAUCAGGUCCUGGCUACGAGGAUAUCUCUGGCCUUCAACAAGCCUGCAGGACUAUCGGAUCUGUUCCUGGACAGCCAUUCGUCAACGGUGAUGACUACAUCAACUCGGCCUUCGACUACUAUGCGAAGAACAAGUGGCGCAACUUCGGUAUCAUGUGGGCCUUCAUGUUUGGUCUCAUGGGCGUCUACCUUGUUGGUACUGAGUACAUCACUGCUAAGAAGUCCAAGGGUGAAGUCCUUGUCUUCCGUCGUGGCCACAAGGCAGCUGCCCCCAAGAGCAAGUCUGAAGAAGAUCUUGAGGCCGCCGUUCCCGGACGUAACGUCACUGCCCAGAACGAUUCCGACAACAUUGCCAUCAUCGAACGCCAAACUGCCAUCUUCCAAUGGGAGGACGUCUGCUACGAUAUCACAAUCAAGAAGGAGCCCCGCCGCAUUCUUGACCACGUUGACGGAUGGGUCAAGCCCGGUACUUUGACUGCGCUCAUGGGUGUCUCUGGUGCCGGUAAAACGACGCUUCUCGACUGCUUGGCCACACGUACCACUAUGGGUGUUAUUACUGGUCAAAUGCUGGUCGACGGCAAGCCUCGCGAUGACUCUUUCCAGCGCAAGACAGGUUACGCCCAACAGCAAGAUCUUCAUCUCUCCACCUCGACUGUCCGUGAAGCCCUUACCUUCUCCGCCGUUCUCCGUCAGCCAGCACACGUCUCUCGUAAAGAAAAGAUCGAAUACGUCGAGGAGGUCAUCAAGCUUCUGGAGAUGACCGAAUACGCUGACGCCGUUGUCGGUGUCCCUGGUGAAGGUCUCAACGUUGAGCAGCGAAAGCGUCUUACUAUCGGUGUAGAACUAGCUGCAAAGCCCGCUCUUCUUCUCUUCUUGGACGAACCAACCUCUGGACUGGACUCUCAAACAUCUUGGGCUAUUCUCGAUCUUCUGGACAAGUUGAAGAAGAAUGGCCAGGCUAUUCUUUGCACUAUCCAUCAGCCCAGUGCCAUGUUGUUCCAACGUUUCGAUCGUCUUCUAUUCCUGGCCCGUGGUGGACGUACUGUCUACUACGGAGAGGUCGGUGAAAACUCCAAGAUUCUGGUCGAUUACUUUGUCCGCAACGGAGGUCAUCCUUGCCCACCCGCCGCUAACCCUGCUGAAUGGAUGUUGGAAGUCAUUGGUGCCGCUCCCGGUUCACACACAGACAUUGACUGGCACCAGACCUGGCGCAACUCUGAGGAGUAUCGUGAAGUCAAGCGCCAUCUUGCUGAACUCAAGUCCGAACGUGGUCAGGCUGAAGCUCUCCAGCGUACUUUGUCUGCUCAGAAGCGUGAGGACAAGGCCGCCUUCCGCGAGUUUGCCGCUCCUUUCCCUGUUCAACUCCGCGAGACCAUGGUCCGUGUCUUCCAGCAAUACUGGCGCACACCUUCGUACAUCUACUCCAAGACCUUCCUCUGUGUUCUUUCGGCUCUCUUCAUCGGUUUCUCGCUCUUCCAGAUGCCCAACACUCAGACGGGUCUCCAGAACCAAAUGUUCGGUAUCUUCAUGUUGAUGACAAUCUUCGGUCAGUUGGUCCAGCAGAUCAUGCCUCACUUCGUCACCCAGCGUGCUUUGUAUGAGGUCCGUGAACGUCCUUCCAAGGCCUACUCGUGGAAGGCAUUCAUGAUCUCCAACAUCGUUGUCGAACUUCCCUGGAACUCCCUCAUGGCUGUGCUCAUCUUCUUCUGCUGGUACUACCCUAUCGGCCUGUACAAGAACGCAGAGUAUACUGACGCCGUCACCCUCCGUGGCUUCCAGCUCUUCCUCUUCACGUGGAUGUUCUUGCUCUUCACUUCUACAUUCACGCACAUGGUUAUCGCUGGUCUCGACUCCGCCGAGACUGGUGGUAACUUGGCCAACUUGAUGUUCUCGCUCUGCCUCAUCUUUUGUGGUGUCCUCGCUCAGCCUUCCACGUUCCCUCGCUUCUGGAUCUUCAUGUACCGUCUUUCGCCCUUUACGUACAUGGUGUCUGGCAUGUUGUCUAUUGGUCUUGCCAACAGUGUAGUCGAAUGUGCGCAAAACGAGUUGAUUCACUUCAACCCUCGCCCGAACCAAACUUGCGGUGAAUACAUCGCGGACUGGAAAGCAUUGGCUGGCGGCAAGAUGCACAACCCCGAAGCAACCGAAAACUGCAACUUCUGCGCCAUUGAGGACACCAAUGUCUUCCUCGCCAGUAUCUCUUCCAGCUACUCCACCGUGUGGCGCAACUUUGGAAUUCUCUGGGCCUACGUCAUUUUCAACAUCGCUGCCGCUCUCCUUCUCUACUACCUUGUCCGCGUACCCAAGACCAAGAAGGACAAGAAAGACAAGAAGGAGGUCGGUGGACACAGUGGCGCUGUCAAGGAGGAGAGGCUUGAUCAGCCUUCGCACGUUGGUAGCAGCCGCAACUCAAACGCCGAUGGUGAGAAGAAUGUUGAGCCCGCAAGAUACGCUUCCAUCACCGGCGCCAACACACCACCAGCCCAAGAGAUCUCAGAGAAGGCAUAA
Messenger RNA from Alternaria arborescens, 4734 nucleotides. Its product is annotated as Multidrug resistance protein. The record is from RefSeq and is a predicted model, not a curated record. Bases 1 to 4734 code for a protein of 1577 amino acids. Gene Ontology annotation, biological process: transmembrane transport. Gene Ontology annotation, molecular function: ATP binding; ATP hydrolysis activity; ABC-type transporter activity. The transcript has 4 exons. Gene Ontology annotation, cellular component: membrane. Lineage: Eukaryota; Fungi; Ascomycota; Dothideomycetes; Pleosporales; Pleosporaceae.